CUCUCGCAUUCACAGGAGGAGGCGCGUGUUUCGCCUCUCGCGUUACUGCAUGUUACUGCUUUGGUUAGUUGUCUCAAUGCGCUUUUCUCUUUCUAUGCCACUUGUUAUUAACUUAUCGAAAAGCGUGAGGAGUGUCGGGGCGGAAAGCUGGAAGGAUUUCUCCAAAGCAUUCGGAAGCACGUGACAGCUCACGUAGCGCGCAGACGACAUAGCGGAACAAAACUUUUCACAUUUCAGGCUUACUUUGUCGCCAUGAUAAAGGCACGGUUGCGCUCAGCACGGUGUUUGAAGGGAGAUGUCGACGCAAAGAAUUCUCCACACUCGAACAAAUGUGCUGCACAUGCCAAGCCCAGUUCUGCCAAUGCCAGGCGGACUGAACCACAGACUGGAACUCGAGUCGCGGCCAAGAGAAAACCCAGCCUGAAGCGAACGGAAGCUGAGGUUCUUGCUGAAGGACACUUGCCUGUUACUACGGUGACACCAGCAGCUGCCGCCUUUGACGCGCAGCAGGAACCCACAUCUUCAAGGACGUCUAAAAGAAGAGCUGGUUCAGCACCGCUUAAAAUUGAAUAUUCGCAUGGUCCACGUCAUGAAAUGGACAAAACAUCCCCUUACUUUCCUUGGGUGCCUGAAAAUUGGAAGGAGGUCUUGGGAAAUGUGCGCAAAAUGCGCCAGGAAAUUGAAGCUCCUGUCGACACCAUGGGCUGUGACAAGUGUGCCGACCAGUCAGUUCCACAAAAGCUUGUUCGUUACCAGCUUUUGGUUUCACUGAUGUUGUCGAGCCAGACAAAAGAUGAAGUGACACAUGCAGCGGUGGGACGCCUCCGUGAGUUUGCCCUGACUCCAGAAAGUGUGGCAGCAGCUGACGAAAAGCAGAUUGAACAACUCAUCUACCCUGUUAGCUUUUACAAGAAUAAAGCCAAGCAUCUGAAGCAGACAGCUAAGGUACUACUGGAGAAGUACGACGGAGACAUUCCGGACAGUGUGGAAGGCCUGUGCAGUCUGCCAGGAGUUGGGCCCAAGAUGGCCUACCUGGCCAUGAGCUGUGGCUGGGGCCACACUGUGGGCAUUGGUGUCGACACGCAUGUGCACCGCAUUUCCAAUAGACUUGGCUGGCUGCCUACACCCACCAAGACACCAGAAGAGACACGCAAAGCACUGGAGGCAUGGCUGCCCAGAGAGCUGUGGGAUGAAGUAAACCACCUGCUGGUUGGGUUUGGCCAGACGGUGUGCAAGCCAGUGGGUCCCAAGUGUUUGACCUGUCUAAACGUGGAGCUGUGCCCUUUCGGCAAGAAGCAAGGCAAGGGCUCCAGAAAGUGAGCAUGUGGUUGGCUCUCACCCAGGGCUGCUGCUGGUAACAGAAGGCACGAGUACAAACGUUGAAAAGCUAUGUUAUGUUGUUCAAUUCUUCUUUUAUAAAGCAUUUUUAUUGAAAAAAAAAAUUUUUGCACCGUU
Dermacentor silvarum is the source of this 1455-nucleotide messenger RNA. RefSeq names its product endonuclease III-like protein 1 (gene Nthl1). Gene Ontology annotation, molecular function: oxidized pyrimidine nucleobase lesion DNA N-glycosylase activity; DNA binding; DNA-(apurinic or apyrimidinic site) endonuclease activity. The record is from RefSeq and is a predicted model, not a curated record. Gene Ontology annotation, biological process: nucleotide-excision repair; base-excision repair; base-excision repair, AP site formation. Lineage: Eukaryota; Metazoa; Arthropoda; Arachnida; Ixodida; Ixodidae. Gene Ontology annotation, cellular component: nucleus. The transcript is spliced from 4 exons. Bases 253 to 1320 code for a protein of 355 amino acids.